This is a messenger RNA of Parastagonospora nodorum SN15, 1690 nucleotides long. RefSeq lists its product as hypothetical. The transcript is spliced from 3 exons. Bases 68 to 601 code for a protein of 177 amino acids. The record is from RefSeq and is a predicted model, not a curated record. NCBI's taxonomy places the organism in Eukaryota, Fungi, Ascomycota, Dothideomycetes, Pleosporales, Phaeosphaeriaceae.
GCGUUGGAGGAGUGAUGCGCGAGGGGGGGACUUGAGAAGCGAGGAGAUGUAAUGCGUUAGAGGUGACAUGAACGGAGCAGCAUAUAAAGAGCGAGGCGCGAGGAUCUCGCUGGGCAAGCAGAAUGUGCAGUCAACCAUCGCGCCACGCCGGCAAAUCUUGCGAUACCACCCGCGUCUUCAAGCAAAACCACACCAUGCACUCAGUCUCUGGGAUGGUUUUUCUGGCCAUGCUGAAUAUCCGGGGAGCCUGGUAAUUAGCUUCGAAUGCAUGGACCGCAGGGCUCUCAUGCUUUGGAUGUUUACCGGGAUCUCACCAACAAGGGUAUAUGCACCAGACGAAGAGACUGGCGCUAAGGUAGAGCUGACUGCAGCUCCCGAACUGGAGUUGGCCACUGACAUGGUGGCUGUGGGUUUGGUCCCGUUAGGCGGUGCGCCAGAACCUCCCGGAGGCCCACCACCCAUACCCGCACCAGCAAACUCUUUCUCCACAUCAUCGUUCUCAGUCAGAUACGCAGCUGGCGUAAUAUUGUAUGAAGCCGCCGUGUCGAUGCCGAAAGCGAGCGAUCCGAACAGAUCAUCGGCAACUACGAUCAGCAAGUAAGACGUACUCAACGAAAGGAUCGGUAAAUGUAGCUUCCUCAUUCAAGAUCGAGUCGACAGCAAUAUCCGUGAGAGGUUGCUCGUUGUUGGCGUAUGGCUCCACCUCGUUUAAAAGCUCAACGAGAUCUUGAUCGCAGAAUAUCUGCCCGACGACGUGCGUUACGGAGCCGCCGAGGAGAGUUUCGUUGGCAUUAACGCUGGCUUUGAGGGAUGUCAUGACGUGAAUAUGUAUCUACGCCAACAUUGUCAGCAUCGCCUACGCCUACACGAACUCCAGUGUUUCAACUCACAGCACGCCCAGGUUGGCUCCAUCAUAUAGCUCUGUCGUCCACCUUUGUGGCCAAAAACAUACGCAAGGCGCUCCUGCCUUAGCCAGGGCUCACUUCGGAAUGGCCACUGGUAAUUGCGGGAGGCCUUCCCGCUUCAACGGGAAUCUCAUGGACUCGAUGUCCAAACUUCUAUUCGACCAGAACGUUCAACUGCCGUCAAUUGUACCACAGCGAUGCAAUUCAUUGUUGCCAAACAGCCAACACCACAAGCACAAUUGUUGAAGAUUCCAUACAGGCCGAAGGAUCAUAACAAGUGCAUCUCAGAGCAAAGGCUGCGUUGAUAGCCUCAUCCCAAUCUACUGCUCCCAGGGCUUGAGCGUGCAACACGCCGUCGACGAAGCCGUGCACGCACUGAAAGCGUCGAAAUGUAGAUUCAAUAUUGCUGCGAAAAGACGGACGGCGGGCGCACGAAAAGAGCCAUGCAAGUACCAGCACGUCUCGGAGAGGGUGGAAGGAUGUCAGAGUAUUUGCACUGGGAAUUUGGUGUGGAGAUAAGGAGUCGCCAGGGGAGGUUAUGUGCAUUGAUUCAGAAUUUGGUGACUGUGUGAUUGUUUGACGACAGGGAGGUAUGGUGUUCGUGAAACCCUUGUGGAAGACGAUGGGAGUGCGAGAUUUACUUUGUCAGAUUGGUGCUUCAGUUCUGAACGGAGAGAGGCGUGUAGCCGUCGGGAGGAAUGGACACUGGAUCUUAGAGUUACCAGGUGUAGUUUCCUGAGAAGGCUAGUCUGCUAGAACGCAAAAGAGAAAUAACGUCAAUCCUA